AUGGCCAGGGCUGACUGGGUGCUGAGUACUGAUGGUGAGAAUGCAGGGGGCCUCAUUCACAUAGAAGCCCAGAACAAGAUCCACGCCUGUGGGGAGAGCCUCAGCCUUGGUCUCAGCAGGGCUCAGCCCCCUCAGAGGAAACAGCAGAAGGCCCUGGCCCCUCACCAUGGACCCCCACACCCCCCCACCCCCGCCCAAGCAGUCCACCUUUGCACCCAGUGCUUCCCUCAACAAUACACCUGGCCCUUCGGGGCAAACCCCCUCGCUGACAGUGCCCUGCAGCGGAAUGGACAGCUGCUCAGCCAGUAG
Molecule: messenger RNA, 309 nt
Organism: Rangifer tarandus platyrhynchus (Svalbard reindeer)
Lineage: Eukaryota; Metazoa; Chordata; Mammalia; Artiodactyla; Cervidae
Source: the annotation of a GenBank genome assembly